This is a messenger RNA of Durio zibethinus, 579 nucleotides long. The record is from RefSeq and is a predicted model, not a curated record. Lineage: Eukaryota; Viridiplantae; Streptophyta; Magnoliopsida; Malvales; Malvaceae.
AUGGCUCUUCAGUUAACUGGGAAACGCAGCAGCGGUCGUUUCGCAGUUGAAGAAGGGGGAAAUGCUAGAUUAUACGAGGGUGCGCGAUGCGCAUGCACAUUCUGCAUAUCACAGCUUAACGAAGGACGUUCAAGUGUUGUAACAGAGGAGGAUUUAAAGCAUCUAUGGCAAAAUGUUGAGAUGAGGGACGUAGGGCCUAGCCGAAGAUAUAUGAUGGAUCGUUCUACCCCAAAUGUGAGGUACCAAGCAAUGCGGAGAGAUCCAAAGGCAGGAUUUUUCUCCUCUAUUUGUUUAACAAUAUCGCAGCAAAACUGUCUUCGAGCUGAGGAUGCUACUUCAAAGAGGGAGAGGGCCUUAUUUUGGGAUGAUGAGUUUCGGCCAAAGUGGAAUGACAUGCUUGCAUUUUCUGCAACCAUAGAAGAGUGUCUUACUUUUCCAUUCUUUUGCGGUGACAGAGAAUACAUAAUAGGUCGACGGAUAGGGGAAUUGGAUGGGUCUUUCAAUUGUGUGACAAAGGGUACUUUGCUUCUGUGUAGAGUAGCAGUUGCACUUGUAUUUGUAUCUUAUCCGGAAAGCUAG